This is a messenger RNA of Engraulis encrasicolus (European anchovy), 1926 nucleotides long. It is a transcript of the gene gabra6a, whose product is annotated as gamma-aminobutyric acid type A receptor subunit alpha6a. Lineage: Eukaryota; Metazoa; Chordata; Actinopteri; Clupeiformes; Engraulidae. Gene Ontology annotation, molecular function: GABA-gated chloride ion channel activity; benzodiazepine receptor activity; inhibitory extracellular ligand-gated monoatomic ion channel activity. The record is from RefSeq and is a predicted model, not a curated record. The transcript has 9 exons. Gene Ontology annotation, cellular component: synapse; dendrite membrane; neuron projection. Bases 165 to 1292 code for a protein of 375 amino acids. Gene Ontology annotation, biological process: signal transduction; chloride transmembrane transport; synaptic transmission, GABAergic.
GUUUUGGUGGCGUAAUUAACUCGAAGAUCGAUGCAGACAACAUCACACGUAUUUUGGAUAGAUUACUAGAUGGAUAUGACAACCGACUUCGACCAGGAUCUGGAGUGGAUGUCACCGAAGUUAAAACAGACAUAUUUGUCACAAGCUUCGGUCCCGUGUCAGACAUGGAAAUGGAGUACACAAUGGACAUGUUCUUCCGGCAAAUGUGGGUGGACGAGCGUCUGAAGUUCGAAGGCCCCAUUGAGAUCCUGCGACUCAACAACAUGAUGGUGGACAAGAUCUGGACGCCGGACACCUUCUUCAGAAACUCCAAGAGGUCCAUCGCCCAUAAUAUGACCACGCCCAACAAGAUGUUCCGCAUUAUGCAGAACGGAACAGUCUUCUACACCAUGAGACUGACGAUAAGUGCAGAGUGUCCCAUGCUGCUACAUGACUUCCCCUUGGAUGGACACGCCUGUCCUUUAUACUUCGGAAGCUAUGCCUACACCAACAAGGAGAUAGUCUACACCUGGAGGAAAGGGCUUGAGAAUUCGGUAGACCUGCCUCCUGAAUCCAACAGCCUGCUCCAGUAUGACAUGGUUGGACAGGCCCUCUUCACCGAAAUAUACAAGAUCCAUACAGGUCAUUACUCUGUGCAGGUGGUGCACUUCCUGCUGCAGAGGAAGUUGGGCUACUACCUGAUCCAGACGUAUGUGCCCCUCAUCAUGGUGGUUGUGCUGUCCCAAGUCGGCUUCUGGAUCAAUAAAGAGUCGGUGCCGGCCCGCACUGUCGCUGGGAUCACCACGGUGCUGACCAUGACCACGCUGAGCAUCAGCGCCCGCGAGUGCCUGCCCAAGGUGUCCUACGCCACUGCCAUGGACUGGUUCAUCGCCGUCUGCUUCGCCUUCGUGGCCUCCGCCCUCAUUGAGUUUGCGGCCGUCAACUACUUCGCCACGCUGCAGGGCAUCGCCUACGACCGCAAGAAGAAGCGCAAGAUGUCGCGCCAGUCCGACAGCAUGGUGGUCACCGGCAGCGAUGACGAGGACGAAUCGCCUGAUGGCCUCAACUACCGUCAGAAUCGCUCCAACUCGGUGAUCAGCUCGGUGGUCAGUGAGCCGGAGCAGCGUGUGCCCAAUUUCCUGCAGUCAGGCACGGCCAUCCCAGCCAACAUGGCACUGGCCGGCACCAGCCCCAUCGACAAGUACUCCCGCAUCCUCUUCCCCCUCGCCUUCGGGUCCUUCAACCUGGUCUACUGGAGCUACUACAUGUCCCGGGACACCAUGGAGAAACCCAGGGCCCUGAGUUUGAAUUGAGUUUUGCAUCUGAUUUACAAGAUGACAACUACUGACUGCCAUCGCACAACAAGUUAACGACAACAUCCAUCCAACCACUUCUUUCCAGCCCUCGUGUACAGCAAAGCAAGUCUCCUCUCCUCUCCUCUCCUCUCUUCUCCUCUUCUCUCCUCUCCUCUCCUCUCCUCUCCUCUCUUCUCCUCUUCUCUCCACAUCCCUUCUCUUCAUCUCAGUCCCUCUCUUCCUCUCCUCACUCUGCUUCCUCUCCUCCUCCUCGUCUUCUCACCUCUCCAACUCAUCUCCUCAUGUCCCCUCCUCGUAUCUUCUCCUCUCUUCGUCUCAUCUCUUCUUCGUCUCAUCUCCUCUUCCUCUCCUCUCCUCCUCUUUUCUCCUCUCGUCCUCUCCUCUCUUCCUCGUCUAUUCUUUUCCUUUUUUCUGCUACCCUCUUCCUCUCAUCUUCUCCUCUCUUCCUCUUCUCUUUCUUUCCUCCCCUCUCCUCUCCUCCUCCUCUCCUCUUCUGUCUUCGACCCUGCCUCUCCUCUUCUCUCCUCUCCUGUCUUCGACCCUGCCUGCCCUCUCCUCCUGUCCUCUCUUCUCCUCUCCUCUCUGCCUGCCCUCUCUUCUCCUCUCUCAUCUCCUCUCCUCUCCUCUCCUC